Molecule: messenger RNA, 3204 nt
Organism: Cuscuta europaea
Lineage: Eukaryota; Viridiplantae; Streptophyta; Magnoliopsida; Solanales; Convolvulaceae
Source: the annotation of a GenBank genome assembly
CUUUUGUAACGCCCGUCACACCACCCCUCCACCCUCGGUUAACGGUGUUACCUAUUCUUAGACAUAAACCCCACCGUCCUCUGCUGCAUCCUUAUCUCAGCACAGAAGUCCUCUUCCCGCUCGUGAAUGAGGGCUAUCUGUGCUUCUCUUCACCUUUGCUUAUCUCCUUAACGUGCGUGCAUAUUCCGUGCGAAUUGGUUGCUGCGUUUUUCUUAAGCUAUGGCUUCUUCUUUCAGAUUCCGUAAGCUCUAUGACCUCCUGUGUCUUCUUGAGCUCGUGAAGGGUCCGUUUGGGAAGAAAAAAUGGGGUGAUGGGAAGAAGCAAGAAAAUCCCAUUUCCUCUUCUUUUGCUGAGGCUGCUGAGGUUAGGAAUGAGAAAAAGGUCCGGGCUAAGAAUGAGUGGAAAUGCGUAGAUAGAUGUCUAUGGAUGACUGGGUGUAUCUGGGUAACAUGGUGGUUCUUUUUAUUUGUCAUCAAUCUUUUGCCCACCCAAUUGGCGACUGAAUCACCCGGAGCCCUUCUCAAGCGUGACGGUUUGACCGCCUUCCACCCGGUGGUUUUGGUCCCAGGCAUUGUUACCGGCGGCUUGGAGCUCUGGGAGGGAAGGCCCUGUGCCGAGGACCUUUUCCGGAAGCGCCUUUGGGGAGGUACCUUUGCUGAGAUGUUCAAGAGGCCAUUGUGUUGGUUGGAGCACAUGUGCCUGGACAAUGAAACAGGACUUGACCCGCCGGGAAUUCGGGUUCGGGCGAUCCAAGGGCUGGUGGCGGCUGAUUAUUUUGCUCCGGGAUACUUUGUUUGGGCGGUGCUUAUUGAGAAUUUGGCAAAGAUUGGGUAUGAGCAGAAGAACAUGUAUAUGGCUGCUUAUGACUGGAGGCUCUCUUUCCAAAACACUGAGGUGAGAGACCAAUCUCUUAGCAGAUUAAAGAGUAUAAUAGAACUUAUGUAUGCAACAAAUGGAAACAGAAAAGUGGUGGUGGUGCCUCAUUCCAUGGGAUCACUCUAUUUUCUUCACUUUCUUAAAUGGGUCGAAUCGCCUCCUCCUAUGGGAGGCGGUGGGGGUCCCACUUGGUGUGCGAAGCACAUCAAAGCAAUCAUGAACAUCGGCCCGACAUUCCUCGGCGUUCCAAGGGCAUUUAGCAGCUUGUUAUCAGCUGAAGGGAAAUUCAUUUCACUUCUGAGAUCAUUCGCUCCUAAUCUACUUGAUGAGACGUUUCGGUUUCAAACAAUGAAACAAGCCUUGAGGGUUUGCCGAACAUGGGACUCGAUCGUUUCCUUGUUACCUAAAGGAGGAGAGACCAUUUGGGGUAACUCGGAUUGGUCGCCUGAGGAAGAAUACAAAUGUACAGCAACAAAAAAACAAUUGAGUUCUUUUUCAAGUAGCAAUAACAAAACUAAAUAUGGAAGAGUUAUUUCAUUUUUGAAUGGAGCGUCCGAAUCACCCUCUUCACAAUUGGCAGAUUUUGAUAUAAUGGAAGAUGUACAUCAAAGUGUGCUGAACAAAACAUCAUGUGGAGGGGUAUGGACAGAAUAUAAUCACAUCAGCAAAGAAAGCAUCCAUAAAGUUGUUGAAAACAAAGCAUAUACAGCAAAAACAGCAAUUGAUCUUCUUCGGUUUGUGGCACCUAAAAUGAUGAAGCGCGCCGAGUCACAUUUCUCCCAUGGAUUAGCGAACAACCUUGAUGACCCAAAGUAUGAUCAUUACAAGUACUGGUCAAAUCCACUUGAAACCAAGUAAGUGUAAUUAUUUUCAUGAUUUAUGAAUGUUAUAGUAGCUUUAAGAUUUUAGUUGAGACAGAUUAUGUUAACUUUUUCAUACCAACCGAGCACAAAUAUACAAACUCAUGUAUAAGACAUUCGACUACUCUAUCUGAGUAACCCCGUGCUGGCCGGUAUAAUAAUAUGAACUAACAUACAACACCUUCAACUACUACCCAUGUCUUAGCGUUUUAAGACCGACUCCAAGUCUGAAUUGAUUACAUUGUUUUUAAUGUAGUUAAGUGGCUGCAAUUAAUACAUUUUUCAGGCUACCCAUUGCACCAGAUAUGGAGAUAUACUGCUUAUAUGGAGUUGGAAUUCUCACUGAGAGAUCAUACAUGUACAAGCUCUCCCCUACAAACACAUGCAAUAGCAUUCCCUUCCACAUUGACAGUUCUGUAGAUGGGAGUGGCAACAGCGGAUGUCUAAGAGGUGGAGUGCAUUUUGUAGAUGGCGACGGAAGCGUUCCAAUUCUAAGCUCAGGCUUCAUGUGUGCCAAACCAUGGCGUGGGAAGACGCGGUUCAACCCAUCGGGUAGUCGUACAUACAUAAGGGAGUACCAACACGAACCACCGUCUAGUCUUCUCGAAGGGAGGGGUACAAAGAGCGGGGCUCAUGUUGAUAUAAUGGGAAAUGUUGCACUGAUUGAGGAUGUAUUGCGCAUUGCUGGUGGGGUUUCCGGGGAAGAGUUGGGUGGAGAUAGAGUUCAUUCUGACCUCAUGAAAAUGUCAGAGGGGAUAAAUAUACAGUUAGAUAUGUAGUUGUAGCAUUACAGUGUGCAGAGUGCAAGAAAGUUAAUUAGGGAACUAAUUUGAGUAGAGGAAUGCAGGUUGGAGUGCCUCAGAUAUAGGGUAAUAAUGUCCUGUUGUGUAUAACAAAGUGGAGAAAUCUUCUUCAGUGAAAAGCUUUAACAUAUGAGCUCUAUUUAAUAAAAAAAGAGAUGACACCCCGUCCUUGAGGGCCCCCAAGCACCGCCCGGACUAGUCGGAUGUAAAUUAGAGUUAAUCACAACUUGUCAGUAGUUUAACCAUCUUAUUACUAAUCUUGCUGGAGAGGCCCCUUAACUGGAAAGCUCUAAGAUCACUUUGACGGAGAGAGGGAGAUCAUUUGCAAAUGAAAUCUGGUAGGAUUCAUAAUGAACUACUUUUCCAUUUCAGGUGAGGGUUAGAAACUUUAGGUUGAAUGAGUUAUUUGAUUUAAUAGAAUGUAGUUUGACGAAUAUGUUUAUGACCUAUGGAGUUGUCCCAUCUCAAUUUUGCAUUUAGAGAUUGCAAUUUCCGACUCCCUAAAAACUUCAUGCUUUUCUAAGUCGUCUUUUAUUGUUUCACAAAUAAAUUUCUAUUACGUAUCAUUUGCAAUUAUGAAAGUGUUAGUGAACAGACAUUUAUUUCGACUUCAGAAAACCCAAGCAGAGAUGUGUAAAUUGGAGUAUUUAAACAAUUUGAUUCGC